AGAUACAUAUUCACUUUUCCUAUCACGGCUAACGUCGUCGCUGACGUUUAUUCUGAGCAGCAUCAAAACGGAACAGCAACGCAAGCAGCAGAUUGUUUCGCUUGGAAUCGCGAGCACAGAGGGUCGAUCGUUCGCCGUGCAUAACGUCGUCGCCUCGGUACGAUUCAUUUACCAGACCAAAUAUGUUUUUAAUUAAAAACAACGAUAAGUAGCAGCUGCAGCAAAAUGCUGUAACCAAACUGGACAAAAGCGGGUAGUUUAUUGUACAAAAACAGUCGAGGACAGAAGAAUAACGAAAAUUCAGACAAAUUUUGUGAAAACUUACUUGAGAAUUUGGAAAAAUCAGUGUUUGCAUGGCUUGUUAUAAUUCGAGUUAACACGGUUCCAAAUUGCAUAACACCAAUUGUGUAUAUGUGCGUAAGUGUUAGUGCGUGUUUGUGUGUUGGUGAACACUAGGCAGCAGUGGUGGAAAUAUAAAAGGCAACAAAGCUUGUAAAUUGUGUUGAAUGGCGUAAAGCAGAGCAAGAAUGGAGCAGACGUAUUGAAACUGAGGGGAAAAGUAAGCUACCUAAACUAAAUAGGAGGAGGUCGAUAUUGAAAUCCGUCCAAAAAAUAACGAACGCAGUGCUGCAUCAUUUGGGACACGAGCGUUAAAGAGUAGUUUAAUAUUAAGUACGCUCUGAAUGCAAAUAUUUAAUUCCUGAUGAUUUUGCAGACAAUUGUGUUGCAGUGAAUUACUACAUAAUGUAUAACUACAAAUGAAUCGACAAUAAUUGUCCUAAUUGAUCCCGUUUCUAAUAGAUUCAUACAAUUUUAUAAUCUAUCGCAUAUUGGAACAGUUUCUCACUUCCCACCGGCAGAAAUGGCAGGUUGUAAAUAAAGUUAUACACUACAGAGGGUAGAGAAGAUUGACAACACAUCAUAAAAUAGUAUUCGAAUCACAAUAGCUCUGAAAUAUUAAGCCAAAUCAUAUAAAUAUAUGGUAAACAAUACUAAAAUAGAGAAUCGAGGUAAAACAUCUAAGCAGCAACCUGAAACCCACAACAACGCCGAAACACCUUCGAAUUUAUUCACCACCUUAUCAUACCCAACAACAAUCGAUUCAGUCGCCGUUGCAGCUACGGCACUUCGUUGUACUCUGCUUCGUUGCCCAAGAAAAAAUGUACGCAAAGACUGCGCUGGUGGCAAAAAAGUGCACGAAAUAAUUGAAGUGGGGCAUAUAAGUCAUAUCUCAUCAUAAAUACACUUAGUUAAUUAUUAAAAUAAUAAACGCUUGUGCAAAGUAGAAAUCAGGUCCUUUUGUAACAAAAAUUAAUCAAAAUAUAUUUACCGACGUAACCCAUCAGUAUUGCAUCAAUAAGUUCGUUGAUCAUGAGAGUGAAGAGCGUAGAAAGUGUGAUGUGACGAGUGAAUAAUACGACUACGCAGUGUGUGCAAGAGAGUGAACGAGUUGAAGUGAAUUAUAGUGUGGUGAAAAAUAGAAGAACUACUGCAUAAAGCGAAAGCGAAAAGGGUAACGAGUGAGCAGGUGCGUUGCAUUAAUUCAUAUUUUCGCAUAUCUGCGUACUCGCUCGAGUGUGUAUGCAAGAUUGUUCUUCACGGUAGAAAUUGCUCUGAAGUUGAAUAAACGUUUCGCUGUGUUUGUCUGAUUGAUUGUAUGCACCAGCCGUUGAACAGAGCCAACAAACAAACCAUUAGCAGCUAACGACAGAGCCGGAGCCAGAGCCAGAGCAGGGCAGAGCAGAGCUGCGUAGCGAGCGACAUUUAUAUUCAUCGGUCAAAUCGGUCGGGAUAUGGCCGUGUUCUUAAUAAAUAUCUGCAAAUUUAAUGGCUGCGGCAUCACGUUUCCUAGUUUAGGAGAUCUAAUACAACAUAUUGAGGACACGCAUAUCGACUAUGAUCCUAAAGUGGUCGAACAAAAAGAGCAGGCGCAGCCUGCAUGUUUGCCGUUGAGCUAUGUGCUACGCUUCAUCUCGGAAGAUGCACGUAAGGAGAGCCCGUUCCUAUCCGCCAAUACGCCGGGCGUCGAGCUCAAACGGAAGCUGGCGAUCAAACAUCACAGUUACAGUAUGUCGUCGUCAAAUCGCAGCAAUACGCCUACUGGCAGUGAAAUGGACGAUGACGAAAUGGUUGUUUCGGAGUCAGAAGAUAGCAAUGAUUCUUGGACAACCGAAGAAUUCAGUUCCGAGUUCAUAAUGCGUUACGGGAGCAGGCAUUCCGGUACCGGCAGCAAUGGCACACCGGGCAAUGAGAAACCGUUUGCGUGUCCCGUGCCUGGUUGUAAAAAGCGUUACAAGAACGUCAACGGCAUCAAGUAUCACUCGAAGAAUGGCCACAAAAAAGACGGGAAGGUGCGCAAAGGCUACAAGUGUCACUGCGGUAAAAGCUACAAAACUGCUCAAGGCUUGAAGAAUCACGCAUUGGUAUCACACAAUUCAUCACCAGAGAGCAUCUUGAGCGCACAGCAUGUAGCGAAUAUAACAUCUAGCAGCAGCGGCACGGGCGUCAAUGCGUCAGGCAUCAUUUUGCAACGCAGCAGCUCGCCCUCGCAGUCGUUGGGUUCACUCAGUCCAUCCAGUAUCAGCAAUAUGUCGAGUAGCGCCAGUAGCUGUCACGGCAGUGCCAGCGGCAACACCUAUAACGGCAACAGUAAUUCUGCUGGUAAUAAUGGUGGUGGUGGUGGCAACACCACAAGUUCUGUGGUCACAAAUAAUGUGCUGCAGCAAUUGACGAACGGUUCACUAGGCAGUGGCAGUCCCAACGUUGUGGCCACCACAAAUGGUGUUGGUCUCAGCUUACAUCAUCACCAACAUCAUCAACCUCAGCAGCAGCAGCAGCAACAUCAGUUCGGCAGCCAACAGCAACCACAAUUGCAAAGUAUUGGAGCGUCGGCAACAGCAUCAUCAGAACAAAUUAAUGCAAGCAACUCCGCAUGCAUGCCAUUCAAUGGGCAACUGCUCACUGCAGCUCCGUCGAUCGCUAAUGCCAACAGCGCAGCCGUCAAUAGUCGUGUUCCUGCCGCAGUCAUCGGGGCACCACCGGUGGCCACAGUUGCGGUCAGCGUUAACGGCACACCAAUGAAUGCCAAUAGCAAUGCCGUUGCGCCCAUCUUCGGCAGCUCGCCCAUCAUUUCACCCACUUUCAUCGAGCAUAAGUACUCCGCAAACACAUUUAAACAGAAAUUUUUGGCAAACCUUCGUGCCAACCAUGGCGGUGCGGGUAAAACACAUAUUAACAACAAUAAUGACAACAGCAGCAACAACAAUAAAACUGGCCAUAACAAACAUUCGAUUGGCAAUACGAAUGCCAAUAAUAGCUGCGACAAUACCAACAAUGGCAGUAAUUACAAUGCAAAUGCCGUUAGAAAUGAUAAUGCAGCUGCAGGCGGCGGCUUGUCGGUCAAUCAUUGUUCGAAUGUCGCUGCCAUGGGUCCUGUAGUCGGUAUUGACGAUUUGUGCUCCAUACAGCAGCAGUUGAGCGAAAACUAUAAUAAAAGUGCAAUGUAUUCGAGGACAAUAAACUGAAUGCUUACGUUAUAUGUACGUCUGUCACAUGGGGAUUACAUAGUUAUUAGAAUAUUCGUACAUACAUACAUGUAAAUUAAGCGUGAAUGUAAAUUUGGCUGUGAUGUAAAUGAUGAAGACUGCGGAAAGGCAAAAUGGCGACAUGAAAUGAUCGGAAAACUAUUGAAUUGAGAAAUUAGCAACAAUGAAGGAGAGAGAUGAGAAAAGUUUGGGAGAACACAGCAGUUUAGGCGUGUAGUUGUGGGUGCGCUUUGCUGCAGAAAUUAUGACGCUUUUAUUGCUUUGGAGGUAAAACGAAAAUUUCCCAAAUUAUAUUUUGUUCCGUUUGAUUUUUUGGUAUUUUAAAUGUUUUGUUUGACUCAAUUACAUAGUUUCUUUUCCUUGCUUCCAACGCCUUGAAUUCAUCCAAUAUUGUAUACGACUUAUUAUUAAUUCAACAUUUGCAUUUUAAAUUGGUCGUAUUUGCAAUAAAAAUUGUUAUUUUUGAAACACAUAUAUUUAUUUAUUCUCAAAUAUUUAUAAAGCACUUUCUCACAGUUCAAGGAAGAUGCAGCUUUUAUGUCUUAUAUAUACAUAAAUAAAUAAAUAAACACAAAGGGAUUCGGCAUUCUAUCAAUUCUAUUAAUUCUAUUUUACGCUACAAUAUAUGCUGUUAAUAUAUACUGUUGAUUUUGAAUCCAGCACGUUCUUUCUUUUGACUGCACGCGGUGUCACUCAAUCCAAUUAAAGAAAUUUAUAAACAAGUAUACAUAUACAAAUGCAUAUUAUAUUUAACGUAACUAAUUAAACUCGCUGUACCAAAAAUUAUCUCUUAAGGAGUUCAACAUGUAUCCUUGACUAUGCGUCGUCAUAAAAACUGAAAACUGAAAAGAACAAAAUUAAAAAUAAGUAUUUGCAUUGGCAAAGUGGGGAAAGUUUGCAGAAUGGGCAAAAGUUUUGAAGUUCAACAAUGGUUGAACUGCGUAGGCACUUCUUCAUUUUUACAAAGUUUUCUUUCUCCUCGAUUUUUUACUCACACUAUGUUUUAAUAUUUAUAGCGAAAUAUAAUGCAAUUAAUUACAUAUGAAAUUUUAUUUAUGCUCUUUAACUAGUCACUAUUCUUGUAGGCAAAUUAGUUACUAACUUUUAAUUUGAAAAUGUAAUUAUACUAUUUUUGUACAUAUAUAGUAUUUAGCAUAGUUAGUAAAUAGUCAAAUGAUAGACAAGUUAAUUCACGGAUUUGUUUAAAAAUGAUGUGUGUAUAUGUAAUAACUGAAAUUAUUUGAAAUUUUCUUUUAAAGAAAAAUAUAUGCAUAUACAUACAUAAGUAUAACCCCUAGAAACAUUACUCUAUGUCGACAGUUGGCAAAGCAACCGCUUUGGCCGCUCCUUACUGGAGUGAGAGCCAAUUUGUGGUAAUCCAAUUUAGCUUAACAUAUUAUUCAAACCUUUCUGUAUGUAUUAAGAGUUAAACUUCAUGGACGUAAAAAUAGUUUAAA
Messenger RNA from Zeugodacus cucurbitae (melon fly), 5002 nucleotides. Its product is annotated as protein bunched, class 2/F/G isoform. The transcript is spliced from 6 exons. The coding region runs from base 1794 to 3524 and encodes 576 amino acids. Lineage: Eukaryota; Metazoa; Arthropoda; Insecta; Diptera; Tephritidae. Gene Ontology annotation, cellular component: nucleus. The record is from RefSeq and is a predicted model, not a curated record.